Penicillium odoratum is the source of this 351-nucleotide messenger RNA. RefSeq names its product Dabb family protein. Bases 1 to 351 code for a protein of 116 amino acids. The transcript is spliced from 2 exons. Lineage: Eukaryota; Fungi; Ascomycota; Eurotiomycetes; Eurotiales; Aspergillaceae. The record is from RefSeq and is a predicted model, not a curated record.
AUGCCUGAAGUCGAGCAUAUCGUUCUCUGGCCUUUUAAGGAUGCAUCCGACUUGGUGCUCGCUGCGCAAGCCAUCAAGUCCGUUGCAGCGAAAGCUCUUCACAAUGGCGAGCCUUACAUUCUGUCCAUCAAAUGUGGUACAACCAGACCAUGCCUGCCGGUCAGAAGUCAUGGCUUCAAUCUUGCCUCAAUCGUGCAAUUCAGGUGCGAGGAGGAUCGGAGAUAUUUUGUUCAAGAAGAUCCAGCACAUAAGGAACUGAUCCAGCUUACUAAGGACAAACUUGCUUCCGGAAUCUUGGUUUUAGAUUUCAUCGAUGAUGGUAUAGAUAAGGUGCCAAUCGCCGAAUGUUGA